AUGGACCCGGCACAAGCCCCUGCACCAGGAAACGUAGACAUCGACCAGGAUGUCCUAGACGACAAACACCAACUGCCCCCCAUGCCCUCCCCGCUGCCCACCCCCCACAAAGAUUUCCUCCACUGCAUGCCCCCGGACGCGCCCAUGUACCGCAAAUACAGCGUCUUCACGGCCGGCAGCAUCGAAAUGGGUGCAGCCGUGCAAUGGCAAAAGCAAAUGGCGGCGCAGCUCUCGCAUCUCCCCAUCACCAUCUGCAACCCGCGACGCGGCCACUGGAACCCCAACAUCACGCCUCUGGCGCGCGACGCCGAGUUCCGGGCGCAAGUCGAGUGGGAGCUCAGUGCUCUCGAGCAAGUCGACGUCAUCUGCUUCUUCUUCGACGUCAAGACCAAGAGUCCCGUGUCGCUGCUUGAACUGGGGUUGUGGGCUGCGUCGGACAAGGUGGUCGUGUGCUGCGGCGACGACUUCUGGAAGGGCGGAAACGUAGAAAUUACCUGCAAGCGCUAUGGUAUCCCCUUUGUCAAGAGCUUUGCCGAGCUCGUGCCCGCCGUCGAGAAGAUGCUGGUUGAGAAGGGCAUGCGUGUUGAUGCGCACGGCGACUUAGUGGGCGAGAAUGUGCAUACGGAGAAGGAGAAGCCGAGGAAGAAGAGUGAGUUGGAGAGGGAGAAGCAGGACUUGGAGAUGAAGCUGCAGGACUUGCAGGCCAAGCUGGCGCAGGUCGAGGUGUAA
Messenger RNA from Exserohilum turcica Et28A, 729 nucleotides. RefSeq lists its product as uncharacterized. The record is from RefSeq and is a predicted model, not a curated record. NCBI's taxonomy places the organism in Eukaryota, Fungi, Ascomycota, Dothideomycetes, Pleosporales, Pleosporaceae. The coding region runs from base 1 to 729 and encodes 242 amino acids. The transcript has a single exon.